AUGCCUAAUAAGUCACCUGUGAUUGGUAAAUCUGAAGUAGUAUCUUCCUCUUAUGAAAAAUCAAAGCUACCAUUUUCAAUCACAAAAGAAUUCAUCUUGAGAUUCAAUCAAACAAAAAAUCCAAAAGAGGAGGAAGAACUAUUGGACAUAGCUAGAAAAAACAUCAUCAAAUGUAAGAGAAAACUGGGUCUCAGGACCUUAGGGAUGGGGAGGCAUGUGCACCUUCCUGCCGCAUGGACCGAAGUGGUGUACCUGGCUCAGUGCAAAGGAGACGUCCAGGACGAAGCUUUAAAUAUGCUCUAUGCUUCCCUGGACCAUGCUGUCUUUGAUUGCGAUCAUCUGCCUGCCUUAUUUUUUGUUGCGGAAUCAGUUCUAUACAGACUCUGCUGUGAUGCAUUCCAAAAGGCAUACUUAUACUCGGUUGAAAUCAAGCUGGCAAAGAUUGGCUAUUUGGUCUUCUUACGACUUUUUAUAUAUUUCCUUCACGGUCACCUGGAAAAUUUUAAACAACAUUUACUUAGGCUUCAACCGUAUUUAUACGCACUUUCUUGCUCCAAAGAAUUAUAUUGGAUGUAUCCAAACAUCUCUUCGAAUGUGCAGUGCAUUCUGAAAAUCAUGGAAAUUAUAUGUAAAAGAGAGCUCCCUUCUGAAUCAAUUUUUAGCCCUGUGAAAGACAAGAAUACAGAUUCUGGAAUGGAACAUUUGCAACUUAAUCAGAAAGGAUAUGAAAUUAGCUACCUGCUCUGGCACUGUGUUUCUGCCUGGACUUGUGUUCAGAAGAACAGUCCCCAGUUAAACAAGGUGCUUGAACAUCUCAUCUCUCGUAAAACACAGCUUCAAAAGAAAUCCUGGUUGGAUUCAGCCUUGGCUUUGUUGGUCCUUGGGGAGGCUGCCAGAUUAAACAUAGCCUGUUUGAAAGCAUUCAUGGACCUAAUGAGAGAUUUUCUGUUAAGCAUUAUGUCUGUUCAAAAUCAGGAUAAAAGCUGCGAGGUAGAUGAUUUUUCCUGGGCCCAGAAUGUAGUCUCCAUAUACAUAAAAAUUCUUGCAGAAAUCUGCUUAUAUGCGACCAAUUCUGUUUUGAGAAAGACUGCUUUAGUUGGUUUCUGUGACUGUGAAAGUCCACAGAAUGAUGUUUUACUUGUGGGCAAAUCACCAGAAGAGCCAGAAUUGAGGGAAACAAGCAUUUCGGGUCUUUUGGAAUAUUUCUCUUCAGAAACAUCAGAUUGUUGUGAUCAAGUGAAAUGGGCUGGACGCUAUGGCCUACUGUACAACCUGGUGAAAAUGUCAUGGGAACUUCGGGGAGAUAAAGAGCAGGAUGGACUUAGGAACAAAAUAUGGCAAAUGUUACAGAAAACAAGAGAUCGUGAGAAAGAUGGGCGAAUCUGUAACGCAGUAAAUAUCGCUCAGGCAGAGAUAAAUGACCCAACUGAUCCUUUCACAAGUUAUAGUACAAAAGUUUCAUCAAAUAUAGGGGAUGAAAGUUUCUCCAAAUAUAUAGGCUGGAGAAUUGCCAGUGUGCUUUCCAAGCUGUUCUUCCCUUCCAUGGAUGCCUGUAUUCUUUCUCUGAAAAGACCAGUGAUGAAACGGUAUCAAAGGAGAGAUGUGAACAAAACGCAGGAUUCCAUGAAGAAGAGAGUUCUACGUUUUACUGUAAGGGAAUAUUCUUCUGUGGCAGAAGCUCCUUUGUUUCCUUAUCCAGAUUUUUUCACCAGGGCAGACAGAGAGUUGGCAAGAAUCAUUGACCAUCACUGGCAGGAAGAGCGAAAGACGCGGCAGCAGGAAGACGCGAUGUGUGAGGCUGAGGAACGGAAAGAUAAGGAGUUACAGGAGCAAAAUCGCCUGAGAGAGAUAAUGAAGAGAAGGGAAGGGAAGCUGCACAAGCAGACCAAACCUUACGAGCUUCCUCCUAGGGCCGAAGAAGUCUCCCUAGAAAAGACAGUGACCUAG
Messenger RNA from Budorcas taxicolor (takin), 1947 nucleotides. It is a transcript of the gene TMEM232, whose product is annotated as transmembrane protein 232. Bases 1 to 1947 code for a protein of 648 amino acids. The record is from RefSeq and is a predicted model, not a curated record. NCBI's taxonomy places the organism in Eukaryota, Metazoa, Chordata, Mammalia, Artiodactyla, Bovidae. The transcript is spliced from 13 exons.